Molecule: messenger RNA, 3486 nt
Organism: Aspergillus niger
Lineage: Eukaryota; Fungi; Ascomycota; Eurotiomycetes; Eurotiales; Aspergillaceae
Exons: 6
Coding region: 1-3486 (1161 amino acids)
Biological process (GO): intracellular protein transport; endoplasmic reticulum to Golgi vesicle-mediated transport; vesicle fusion with Golgi apparatus
Cellular component (GO): Golgi membrane; endoplasmic reticulum; ER to Golgi transport vesicle membrane
Source: RefSeq, a predicted model, not a curated record
AUGUUCCGAAUCCUCGAGUCGCAGGCGCCGGCCAAACAAACGGCCACAGACACAAUUAACACUCUGACUGGUCGACUUCAGAGUGCAACUUUACUAGAAGAUCGACGGGCAGCUAUACAAGGAUUGAGAAGCUUUGCAAAGUCCUUUCCUGCCUCUGUUGCAUCGGGCGCACUACGCCCGUUGAUCAACAGCCUCAAAGAUGACCGUGAAGAUGUGGAUACGUUGAAGGUGGUCUUGGAGACCCUGUUGAUGUUGUUUACUCCCGACGAGAAUAGUCCCGAAGCUUCAGAUGAAAUCGCCCUCUGGCUGUCCGAUGAGUUUACGCAGGGUACACAGCGUCAAGACAACAUUACUGCGCUCCUUGACCUCCUGGAUACCCGUGACUUUUAUUCUCGCUUGUAUUCCCUGCAGUUGAUGUUCCAGAUCUCGAGCGCGCGGCCAGAAAGAACACAAGAAUGUAUUCUGACAGCACCGUUGGGUAUACCGAGGCUUGUCAGUGCACUUGGAGAUGCCAGAGAGCCGGUGCGCAAUGAAGCCUUAAUCCUCCUGAUCGCUCUCACCCCCGCCUCCGAAGAGUUCCAAAAGCUUGUUGCGUUCGAAAACGCGUUUGACCUUAUCUUCUCCUUGAUAGAGACUGAAGGUGCUUUGACGCACGGGUCGGAAGUGGUUGAAGACUGCCUUUCUCUGCUCGCGAACCUUCUAAGGCUCAACAUCUCCAACCAGUCAUAUUUCCGGGAAACGGGAUGUGUCAAGAGGCUAGCAAAGCUCCUCGCAGAUGUCAACCAGGAACAGGACUUGGAAGAGCCUACCCCACAGUGGGCUCUCGCACAUCGGGAUAAGAACCUUUGGGGACUUUUGGUAAUCGUCCAGCUAUUUCUAAUCAAAGGAGGAGUCAACACUCCUGCCAACCAGACAGCAUUCUGGAACAAUGGUGUCAUGGAACAAGUCUUGAACACUGCUUUCGGCCAAAGGUUCAAUGUCAAUGUAACAUCCAAGGCUCUCGCGACGUGUGCCGACUUAAUACGUAGCAACAAGCCAUUGCAGGAGCGUUUUGGAGAUGUCGAGGUCAUUUGGGGCCCGAGUCCUACCCAGACUGUUGUCAAUGGGGAUUCGACGCAUAAAGAACUCCAGCGGAUCAAUGUUAUCGAAGCGCUGCUGAAGUUGACUCUUGAGCCUGCUCCAUUGUCGCUCCUUGAUGCGCGACUUGCCGCUUGCGAAUGUAUCAAGGCAUUCUUCGCAAACCACACCGGGAUCCGCGUCCAUGUGCUAGGAAGAGCGAUUCAAGGCCAUAUUAGCGGAGAAGACCAAAUCCCAAAUAUCCUGACUGUCCUUUUGAUGCCGCCAGAAACUCGAGGAAAUGCCGACCCCUACCAAACUUGGAUGGCAUCUGUCUUGAUGUACCAACUGCUGUUCGAGAAUGCCGAAGCCAAAUCGAUCGCUAUGGGUGUGACUGAGGGGGAUGCUGAACAGGGCGAAGAAGUCGUUACCUGCAUCCAGACGAUAGUAGGUAACUUGAUCACCGGUAUUCAGAGAGGCGAUGAUGAAAGAAUCACUCUUGGCUAUCUGAUGCUGCUCUGCGGUUGGCUCUUCGAAGAACCGGAUGCUGUGAAUGACUUCCUCGGCGAGGGAAGCAGCAUACAGACCUUACUGCAAGAAAUCAAGCACCGCGGGGCCACUUACGUACUUGUCCCAGGUCUAAGCACUAUUCUACUGGGAAUUAUAUAUGAAUUCUCCUCUAAGGACUCGCCUAUACCGCGGAAGACUUUGCAUAAAUUGUUGAUCGAACAGCUUGGACGAGAACAAUACAUUGAUCGGAUCACCCGAUUCAGGGAAGACCCUCUGGUGCGCGAUUUUGAGGUUCUACCACAGACCGUGGGGGCACAUUACGAUGGUGGCCUUCCUGAAAUCUACUUCGACAGGACCUUUGUUGAAUUCCUCAAAGACAAUUUCAGCCGCUUGAUACGUGCCAUUGACCGUGAACCCGAGAUUGAGAUCUCCGUGAUCACAAACGGCGUUGAAAGAGGAGUCUCUCGCGAACUUGUGGACUCCCUACGGGCAGAACUAGAAGAAAAGGGCGCUGUGUCACAGAAGCUGGAGUCGGAUCUGCUUGCCCUACAAUCCAAGCUCGAUCACGAGCAGGCUGAGCACCGAAAGACGAGAGAUGCCACCACAUUGGAGUCUUCUAAACUGCAGCAAAUCUGCGAGUCAUUGAAGCGGAGUCACGAACAAGAACUGAAUGUCUUGAAGGAGCAGCAGAAGCACGCUCAAAAUGUGCUCCUGAAACAGCAUGGCGAACAAUUACGAGCCAUUGAUCGACAGCUGAAGGAAACAUCUGCGGAUCAUGAGAGGAGAAGUCUACAAGUGAAGAAGCAUCAUGAAGCCGAGGUGGCUGACCUGCAGAAGAAGAUCCGUUCGCUCGAAUCUGACCUCAAGCGCGGCAAGGAGCAAUCCUCCGCUGAGAUUGCUGACUUGAAGACGACUAUACAGUUGUUGAAGUCGGAGGCUGAAAAGACCAAGGGACAGCAUGUGGCCGAGGUUCUGGACUUGAACAGCACGCUUCAGAACCUUCAGUCGGCGCUUGAUGCUGAUAAGGGACAACAUGCGGCCGAACUUUCAGACCUGAAUGCUACAAUCCAGAGGUUGCAGUCAGAGCUUGAGACAGGUAAAGGACAGCAUGCUACCGAAGUCUCUGGCCUGAACAAGACGAUUGAGGAGCUCAAGUCGCAGAUGGAUUCCAUUCAAGGGAAACAUGAGUCUGAGGUCUCCGACCUCAACAAGACAAUCCAGAAGCUGCAGUCGGAGCUUGAUGCCAGCAGUGGACAGAGCGCGGCGGAGGUUUCUGACCUGAAGAAGACAAUCGAAACUCUGCAGUCGGAGCUUGAUUCCAGCAAUGAACAAAAUGCGACUGAAGUGUCUGACUUGAAGAAGACGAUCGAGAGCCUUCAGUCCGAGCUGGAGAAUGGUAAAGGAGAUCAGGCAGCUGAAGUCUCCAGUCUCCAAGAAACCAUCAAGACAUUUCAGUCUGACAUGGACGCCGCCAGAAAGCAGCAUGAGACCGAGGUUGCGGAGCUUAAGUCCGCGUCAAAGGCCUUGCAAUCGGAACUGGACACUACUAAGGAGAAGUCUACGAAAGAACUACAGUCUACACGCGAUGAACUGUCCAAUAAGUGCACUGCCUCGGAAAAGCGAGCCGAGAAGGCCGAAGGUGAGGUAGCAAAGGCUGAGGAAGCUGCACGGAAGGCUAGCCAAGCACUUGAGGAGGCACGGAAACAGCUCGAGAAGGCCGAAGCGGAGGCCAAGGAGAAGGAGGAAGCCCGCAAGGCGGCACAGUCCGAGCUUGAGGAUUUGUUGAUUGUUUUCGGAGACCUGGAGGCCAAGAGAAACCAGGACAAGCAACGGUUGAAGGAUCUCGGUCAAGAAGUAUCCGAGGCUGAAGAUGAUGAUGAGGAAGAAGACGAUGAGGACGAGGAAGAGGAAGAAGCCUAA